AUGGAUGACAAUACAGAUGAAGAUGACCGAUCUGUGGAGCUCACCUCAAUCGCCGCCAUCUACCCAGAAAUCAGAAUCGAUCCAGAGAAUCCAUAUAAAGCCUUUCUUGACCUCCCCGUCUCUCUGCCGUCGCCGACACGAGUCUGCUUCCAACAGCCGGUCGAUCUGAAGUUACCGGCGGCAUUAACGCCGCCAACAUCGACGGACGGCUUCAAAGAUGAGCUGGGACAGGACGCCAAUGAGGACAUUCAUCUACUGUCGCACCUGCCACCACUGAACUUGACAAUUGAGCUACCUGUUGGGUAUCCUGCCGAGAAACCGCCGAUUGUGCAGCUCACGACCCACCCGCGAUGGCUCCCAGCGAAAGUACUCACCCGCCUGAUCGAGGAUUGCGUGCGACUGUGGGAAGAAUGUGGACGGGACAUGGUUGUCUUCACAUAUAUCGACCAUCUCCAUCAGUCAGCGGAGUUGGCCUUUGGAAUUCAGGACACCACUGAGGGUGCGCUCUCUCUGUCUCGGGACUUGAAGGUGGCAUUACUCGACUUCAAUGGGAGCAUGGAACGAGAGAAGUUCGAACAAGAGACCUUUGAGUGCGGAGUGUGUCUCGAGCCGAAGAAAGGUGCUACAUGUCACCGCCUUCUUCGAUGCUCUCACGUGUUUUGCGUCCCGUGCCUGCAGGACUUUUACAAUACUUGCAUCACCGAGGGCGACGUUGACAGCGUGAGAUGCUUGGCCCCCGAUUGCGAGACGACGCGAAGCCCCGUGUUGGUGCCCGCGGACGGUCACACACCUCGUCGAAGCAAAAAACGGGACCGUACACUGGGUCCUAGUGAGCUUCUACAGAUCCCUCUGUCACCAGAGAUCGUUCAACGAUUUGUCUUCCUGAAGCGCAAGAAGAAGUUAGAGUCUGACAAGACCACCGUAUAUUGCCCUCGUCAGUGGUGCCAGGGUGCCGCUCGGUCGAGACGGCAUCCCAAGCCCACAGAUCCAAUGGCUGACCCUGAAGAUGCCGACGCCUCUGACGACGAGGAUGAAAUCAAAUAUGACCCAUCAGGACAGAAAGGUGACCUACCGCCGGUUGCUGAGCGUGUCGCAAUCUGCGAAGAGUGUAAUUAUGCCUUUUGCAGUGUUUGUCGGAAAGGCUGGCAUGGAGAGCUCGUCAGGUGUUUACCACAGCGCAAGAAAGAGGAACUUUCGGCCGAAGAACAGGCGACCGAAGAAUAUUUGCGUUUAUAUACUUCCAUGUGCCCGACAUGCACUGUUCCGUGUCAGAAACGGAUGGGUUGCAAUCACAUGCGUUGCUUCCAGUGCGACACCCACUUCUGCUAUCUGUGCUCGGCGUGGUUGUCCCCUGACAACCCAUAUAGCCAUUUCAACCAAAGUACGAGCACAUGCUACAACCGUUUGUGGGAUUUGGAGGGGGGUGAUGGAUUGGAUCCAGAAGGGGCGGAGGCUCUGCACCGGAUCCCCGAGGUGCUCUUGCAUUUCGACGUCGAGGAGGAACAUAAUGCAGGUGCAGAGAAUGGCGGCCAAGAAGAUGAGCCAUUGGAGCUGGAUUGGAGCUCGGGUUCUGAAGAGCCGGAUGAUGCACCCGGAUGGGACUACAAUCAGAAUCGAUAUCUCCAGCCACCGCCGCCGGCGCCUGUGCCUCCGAGAAACCCAGCUGCUGGCCGAGCUGGCGAUGCUAAUAAUCCUCGGCCUGACGCGGCGGCUCGUGCCGCGAUGGAACGAGAAGAGCAAGCGCGCGCGAUGGCCGAAAUCCGUCAACGGAACCCCAAUGGCAAUCGCCUGCCCCCCGGACACCGGCAAGACCAAGUUCGUGGUCGCGCAGGCCCCGAGCCGCGAGGAAUGGCGGGGCUUCAGCGGUUUCUGGAGCUUGUGCAAAAUGAUCGUGAGGAUGAAUGGGACAGUGAUGAGCUGGAGGACUUUUAA
Molecule: messenger RNA, 1932 nt
Organism: Penicillium diatomitis
Lineage: Eukaryota; Fungi; Ascomycota; Eurotiomycetes; Eurotiales; Aspergillaceae
Product: RBR-type E3 ubiquitin transferase
Exons: 1
Coding region: 1-1932 (643 amino acids)
Biological process (GO): protein polyubiquitination; ubiquitin-dependent protein catabolic process; positive regulation of proteasomal ubiquitin-dependent protein catabolic process
Cellular component (GO): ubiquitin ligase complex; cytoplasm
Molecular function (GO): ubiquitin conjugating enzyme binding; ubiquitin protein ligase activity; zinc ion binding
Source: RefSeq, a predicted model, not a curated record